AUCCAUGAAUAAAAACAAGAAUGUGUGUAGGCCCACUGAUGAAGACUUUGUUCAGAAGAAGAAGAAGAAGUUCCGUCUUGUGCAUCUUCUUGGAAUCCUGUAUGCUGCCCUCAGGUUUCUUGGAGAACCAGUCUUGGUCUCAGACCUCAUCAGAUGGGUUUUAGAGGGUCACCUGCCUUUCUAUGGAACCAGCGAUGUCCUACCUAAGGACAUCACAGGCAAGUUUGAUUCGUCUGGUACUCAUGUGUUCCUUGUGGCUAAACCAGAUCUGCUUUAUACCUCUAAGCUUCAAGAGCCAGUCUCUCAUGUUCUUAGUGUGUUAGAUAUCGAUCUACCAGCCUUUGAUCACCUGAAGCUGGACUUUGUCAUUGGUCGAUUUAUCUCAUCGCUUCAUCUGCCAGCAUCAUUCCUUCAAAUCACCCAUCAUCUGAUGACCAAAUACCCAGCCCCCGUCGAUCAUCCACGGAAUAAAAAGAAGAAGAAGAAUAAAAAGGAACAAUUCGAGAUAGAGGAAGGUCCAGCUUUGGCUUACAUCAUAGUCGCGAUGAAGCUACUCUUUGGAUUGGACGGCCACACUGAGGUGCUUUCUUCAGAGAUUGGAAGAAUCGUUAGGAACAAACUACCUACAGGUAGCAAGGUUGUCCCAUUUAUAUUUGAGGAGUGGAUGGCUAGUGAAAAACUGAGGGCAAAACACCAUCAGAUCAAAACCAACAUUUUCAGCCAUCAGGCAUGCAGAGAGGUGAGUGAUGUUUCAAGAUUCAUCGAUCAGCAUUCCAAGUCCUUCCUACUCAACUCAAAAAGAGAAACACUAUACAAAGCCGUAAAGUACCAAGGUCAGAGCCUUGGAAGUGAGAUGCAGCGACCAUUUAUGAAAGUCAGAGAUCAAGGUGAACCAAGUGGCCAGUCAUGUAUUCAUGAUGCUCCAAGCAGCUUUCCAUACCCCAGGAAUGGUCUUGACCAGAGAUCGGAAGGAAAAUCCAACAGUACGGAGUCUGGUACUGGAAUAGGUCAUGGUGCUGUGCCCACUGCUACCGAUGGUGUCCACUGGAUCUCCAAGAACUAUCUUGCUUCAUGCAACUUCUCAAGGAGCAGCGUAGACUACCUUGUGAAUCUCACCAAGUUCUGUAAGAAGAACGAUUUGGAUCCGGAGAGCAUAUUGAGCGAUGAUAGACUGAAGAAGAUCAUGUCAGAGAAGAAGGCAGAAUCCUACCCUGAAGGGAGUGAGCAAAGAGGAGGGAAGAGAAAGAAAGCUGGCAGUAAAGCUAAAGGCAAAGGAGAGACUCCAGGUCAUCAAGAUGAAGAUGAUUCUGACCCAGCUGCAGCUUCUGAAGGCACAUCAAAGUACACAAGGACAAAGAGAAAGAGGACUCGAACAGAAGAGGACAAUACUGGAAAUGGAAACCUUGGAAAGAUAAUGAAAGGGGCAGGAACUGACUCCAUGAGCCGAAGUGAUGUUGAGGAACUACCCUAUGAGCAAUGGAAACAAAUGGUGUUAUCAAGGACAGAGGAAGCAGAUGUCAGUAAGGACAAUCCUGGUAAGUCUUCCACAGGACUUGUUUCCUACAGCGUCUCCUACACCAGGUACAAGCCAGUCAGUGUUAAGCAAGCCAAGGCUAGUAUGUAUCAAGACGGUGAACCAGCAGCAUGGAGGCCAUUCCAUCGGUCGUACCAGUGGCUUCUAGAGCACUGUGCUGCCCUCUUGAGACUAGACUGGAUGUACAUUCAUGAAGCAGUGGCUGCAUUAGAAAAUCGGAUAUUUGAUUUGGAGGGCCACAAAAUAUGGACCCAUUAACUACAGGAUUCUGUAAUUCCCACAGGGACUACUCGGCGCUGAAUUCAUGACAUGUCAUGUAGCCCUCAACAAGAAUUUAGUUAACAGCAAAAAGGAUUUCAAGUUUGGUGUUGGUGUUUGCUUCGCAAGGACAAAUCAGACAGCUGUCCCUAGCCUCAACACCUACAUCAUGAACUUCUGAACACCUAGUGUGACCAUCUCAGCACCGGCUUCAGAUAACAUUUGGUGUU
Lytechinus variegatus (green sea urchin) is the source of this 2022-nucleotide messenger RNA. RefSeq lists its product as uncharacterized. The record is from RefSeq and is a predicted model, not a curated record. Gene Ontology annotation, biological process: RNA polymerase I preinitiation complex assembly; nucleolar large rRNA transcription by RNA polymerase I. Bases 5 to 1792 code for a protein of 595 amino acids. Gene Ontology annotation, cellular component: RNA polymerase transcription factor SL1 complex; RNA polymerase I core factor complex. Gene Ontology annotation, molecular function: RNA polymerase I core promoter sequence-specific DNA binding. Lineage: Eukaryota; Metazoa; Echinodermata; Echinoidea; Temnopleuroida; Toxopneustidae. The transcript is spliced from 8 exons.